Camelus dromedarius (Arabian camel) is the source of this 792-nucleotide messenger RNA. Its product is annotated as chymotrypsinogen B. NCBI's taxonomy places the organism in Eukaryota, Metazoa, Chordata, Mammalia, Artiodactyla, Camelidae. The record is from RefSeq and is a predicted model, not a curated record. Gene Ontology annotation, biological process: proteolysis. Gene Ontology annotation, molecular function: serine-type endopeptidase activity. The coding region runs from base 1 to 792 and encodes 263 amino acids. The transcript has 7 exons.
AUGGCCUUUCUCUGGGUUGUCCUUGGCUUCUCUCUCUUUGGCAGCAGCUUCGGCUGUGGGGUCCCUGCCAUCGACCCUGUGCUGAGUGGUCUGUCCAGGAUCGUCAAUGGAGAGGAUGCUGUCCCCGGCUCCUGGCCCUGGCAGGUGUCCCUGCAGGAUAGCACCGGCUUCCACUUCUGUGGGGGCUCUCUCAUCAGCGGGGACUGGGUGGUCACUGCUGCCCACUGUGGGGUCAGGAAGAACCACCUCGUGGUAGCUGGGGUGUCUGAUCAUGGCUCUGAGGAGGAGGCUGUGCAGGUGCUAAGGAUCGCUGAGGUUUUUGAACACCCUUUGUGGGACCUGCACACGGUGCGCAAUGACAUCUCCCUGCUGAAGCUGGCCACACCCGCCCGCCUCUCCGGGACGGUGUCUCCGGUCUGCCUGCCCAGCGCCAACGCCAGCUUCCCUGUGGGCUCCCUGUGCGCCACCACCGGCUGGGGCAAGACCUGGUACAACGCCAUCAAGACCCCCGACAAGCUGCAGCAGGCGACCCUGCCCCUUUUGUCUAACGGGGACUGCAAGAAGUACUGGGGCAGCAAGAUCACCGACGUGAUGAUCUGCGCGGGCGCCAGCGGCAUCUCCUCCUGCAUGGGCGACUCUGGUGGCCCCCUGGUCUGCCAGAAGGAUGGAGGCUGGACCCUGGUGGGCAUUGUGUCCUGGGGCAGCAGCCGGUGUCGCCCAUUCUCACCAGGCGUGUACACCCGGGUCACCAAGUUUAUUCCCUGGGUUCUGGAAGUUCUGGAGGCCAAUUGA